Molecule: messenger RNA, 780 nt
Organism: Caenorhabditis remanei
Lineage: Eukaryota; Metazoa; Nematoda; Chromadorea; Rhabditida; Rhabditidae
Exons: 5
Coding region: 1-780 (259 amino acids)
Biological process (GO): developmental process
Source: RefSeq, a predicted model, not a curated record
AUGAGUGCUCCGCUCAUCCGAGUAAGUCGGAAACGUACCGCUGAUCCUCACGAAGCUCUGAUUUUGCAUACUAAACGAGCAAAGCAAGCAGCUCCUUUGGUGUUCACACUUUUCAAAGCUGCAGCUAGUGGGACCGAUGAGGAAUUAACUGGCGCCCGUGUUGUUGAUCUUCCUAGAGUGGAAAAUCGAAUGGAAGAUGAAAGAUUAGUCGGGGAAUCAUCAGAAAACCCACUUGGAUUCGUAAAAGAUGAAGCAGUCGGAUUGGUCGGAGAGGUUGAAAAGCAACAGAAAGCAGAAGAAAACGUACAAGUCUCGCUCAACGGACGCCUAUUACUACCAGUCACUAACUCUGAAUCAGCUUCAGCUCAGGAUGAUGUCGUUUACGACUACUAUGCUAUUCACGAAAAACCAGGAAACGCAGGAAUUGUAGGCGGUGAUUCCGCGAACUGGGAAGCAGAUAUCGAAGGUGCUGACGUUCGUUUUGCAAAUCGUGACGAAUUAGACUUGGGAGACGACGACGACUCGGAUGGACCACCUGCAGAUGAUGAAGAUGAUUCAAAUGACGAAGAUAACUGGCGGAAUGAUUAUCCAGAUGAAGACUCGUACGAUGAGGAUAGCGACCAUGGGGACCCGUAUGGAAUGUUGGAGCCUGGCCGUUGGCAUGUUGGUGAGGAGUAUGCAGACGAAAGUUUCAAUAGACGUCUGCAAAACAUGGAUCUUAACGAAGAACGUUACGAGUCGUAUUUUGAGGGGGAAGACACCGAUGACGAUGGCGAAUAA